AUGAAAGUAAUUUAUUUUGCUUCGCAUUAAAUUUCAAGUACUAUUAUUCUGUAGGGAAUAAAUGUAUUAUGCUGGUUAUAUUGGUAUGCAUGUUUAAUUUUUUUGAAAUAAAUUAUAUAUUACAUGUAUAUGUAUAUGUAUUAUUUUUCUUCAUUUUUCUUUAUUAGUAAUAUUUAUACUUUGAAGAAUAAAAGUAGUAAUAAUUACCAGUUAGUGUUUCUAAGAGAUUUUUUUAAAAAUAUUAAAUCUCAACAAUGGUAUCACAAUUUAUCAUCUUUCAAAUCAUAAAAAUAAAAUAUUUUUUUACAAACAAUUGCAAUACAAUUCUAUUCUAUUCUAUUUAGUAUUCUAUACAGAUACUAAAUUGUAUAUUGUAAAAAAAUGUUAAUAAAAAUAUUAUAUCUUCUACUUUGGUUAUUCAAAACUUAUUACCUUUCUUUUAAUGAUAUAUUCUUAUUAUAUUAGUAUUAAAAAUUUUACAGAAUUGUUUUUUUAUAUUCAGUACAAUUAACUGAUAAAAAGAAUUAAUAAAAAGAGCUUAAUUUUCUAUUACAAUAACGUAUCUGUGAGUUCUGAACGGCAACCAUGAGACUGACUCAUUCUAGAAGUAAUUUAAGUAGGAUGACAAAUGCUAACGUUGUAAUUUUAUGUUACAACUAUUUUUCUAAAUCAUCAUUUCUCGAAAAAGAUUUUCCAAAGUAUUUUAUAUUGCUAUUUUGCUUAUAACAAAAUAAAAUAUUAAGAUUAAAUAUUUAAUUAUUCGAUUUACCGCAUUUAAUGAAUUAUAAUUAACAAAUAUUAUUUAUUAGUUCAGUUAUUAUUAUUACUAAAUUUAGUUGUAAUAUAUAUUUACAUUAUCAAUCAAAUAAUAAUCGCAAUUUAAACGAUUUGAAUAAAUAUAUAUUCGUUUUUAAAUACAUAAAUAUUAAUAUUGAUUCUAUAUCUCGAAGUUUUCAUAUGCAUAAAAGUAAUUGUUAAAAAUUUAUUAAAGUUGUAAAAAUAGUAGUACAAGAAAUUGUGCACAUUUAUACAAUCUGUAUUGUAUUUAGUACAUCUUAAAGUUGAGGAUACAUCAUAGCAAUACAUCCUUAAAUGAUCUGUAAAAUGAAAUUUUCUCCUAAUUAUAAAUAGUCAAUAAAAUAGUUAUUAAAGUAGUCUUUGUUUAAGUAAAGUGUUGUGAUAAUAUUAACCAUGUAUAUUUCUUGAACGAUUGAUAAGUGUAUUUCCACAAAAAAACAUACAUUUAGACAAAUCAAAAAACAUCACACUACGUCCCAUUUGGUGGUGGUAGCAUUCCUAUCAGUUCGUGUCCGCCUAUAUAAGUUCAAUGGUCAGUGGUCAUUGGUCAUUUAACGUUUGUAUUUAUGCCAAACAUUUAUGUGAGACGAAUGUAGUAUAUGUUACAAAAAAUUUUACUGCUACGGUCAUUUGUUAUUGUUUUAGUUGAUCUGGAACAUUUAAAAAUCUACUUUGGAAAUCAUUUUUAGUAAGUAGAAUGUAACUAUUUAGAUUUUUUUAAAUAUUCUAUUUCUUUACAAUAUUCUUGAGUUUCUCUUUUUGUUUGGAUAUUUAGUUAGUCAACAAUUAAUUAUUGUGAAUAUAUUGAUUUAAUAAUUUUAUUUUAAUAAUUAUUUUAAAAUUAAAUAUCUUUUCAUUAAUAAACCCCAUUUACAUUUUAAAUAUUUAGAAAAAUACGGUUCUCUAAUAUCAUAAUCUAUUUAUUUAUAUAAAUUAAAUUGUUCUAAAUAAUAUUUUUAAUUAUUUUAUUUUUUGUAUAAUUUUUUUUUCAAAUUUUGAAUUAUAAAUUAUGCUAAGAUUAUUUUGUGAUAAGAAUGAUUGAUAAAUAAUUGUUUUUAGAUAAUAUAUCUUAUCUCUUAAAAUUAAAUUAUUAUUUAUAAUAACAUAAUCAGUAAUAUACUUCAUUUCAAUCACAAUGUUAUCGAAAGUACAAAAAUAUCUAAUCAAUAUCUUGAUUGUUCACAUUAUAGGAGUACAAAAAUGAAUAUUUUUGCAACCACUUUUACAUUAAUAGUGUUAGGUACUUCUUACAUUGAAGCAGUAGCGUCUCCAACAUUUAGUAAUACUUACACAGUAAAGGGAACCUUAUACAUUCCAUAUGCUGAAAUCCGGGAACCGUUUUAUGCAUGGUAUGAUGGCAAAGGUGGAUCCAGUAGAAUUGAUUACUAUGGAGGAAUGGUGAAGACUUUCCAAUUAGCACAUAAAGGAUCAUAUGGAAAAAGCUUAAAAAUUGCUCCAAUAACUACAGAAUCUGUUCUUAAUGAACAAACAUGCCUUGAAGUAAAUGGUACUAAAGAAUUUAAAAUUCAACCUCAAAUUAUUAUUCCGGAUACAACUGGAAUGGAGUGUAUUGGAGAAGAAAUGAUUAAUGGUUUAUUAUGUGAGAAAUGGAGGCUGGAACAACAAGUUGAUGAAAAAUUGAACAAGUAUACUCUUUGGAUAAGAUAUAAGAAAUCUCCACAUGUACCUAAUUAUAAAGAACCAAUUCCUGUUAGAUAUGAAAUGAGAGGAUUUAACAGCCUUUUGGGCUCUCACUAUGAUCAUUACUACUUAGAUUAUGAUUGGUAUUCUUCUGAAACACCUAGCUCAGAAGUGUUUGAAAUCACAACAAACAUGACAUGCAUUAGUUUCCCUGGACCUGGAGACAAGCAUAUAUAUACAUUUAAUCCCAUGCGUGAAUUUAUUCACAAUUAUGAUUCUCAUGUAAAUGAAGCAUUUGAAGAUUUCAAGAAAACUCAUAGCAAGGAAUAUACAGACCAUGUAGAUCAAUUAAUACGUAAAGAAAUAUUUAGACAAAAUUUAAGAUUUAUUCAUUCGACUAAUCGAGCUGUUAAAGGCUAUCAGUUAGGCGUUAACCAUUUGGUAGAUCGUACUGAGUUAGAAUUGAAAGCUUUACGUGGCAAACAAUAUACUGCAGGUCACAAGGGAGGACAACCUUUUCCAUACAAUGCUGAAGAAGAAGUAACCAAAAUUCCAGAUAGUUUAGAUUGGAGACUCUAUGGUGCUGUUACUCCUGCACUUAUUGAUUGUUCAUGGGGCUUUGGAAACAAUGGCUGUGAUGGUGGUGAAGAUUUUAGAUCAUAUCAGUGGAUUAUGAAGCAUGGAGGUUUACCUACUGAAGACGAUUAUGGCGGUUAUCUUGGUCAAGAUGGUUAUUGUCACAUAGAUAAUACUACACUAACAGCCAAAAUUACAGGCUAUGUGAAUGUUGCACCAAACGAUCCUAAUGCUUUAAAAGUUGCUAUUGCGAAACAUGGUCCAAUUUCUGUUGCAAUUGACGCAUCUCAUAAAACAUUUUCAUUUUAUUCCCAUGGUGUAUAUUACGAUUCUGUUUGUGGUAAUACGGAAGAGAGUCUAGAUCAUGCAGUUUUAGCUGUAGGUUAUGGUACAUUAAAUGGAAAAGAUUAUUGGUUGGUCAAAAAUUCAUGGUCAAAUUACUGGGGUAAUGAUGGUUAUAUUCUUAUGUCUCAGGAAAAAAAUAAUUGUGGUGUAUUAACAGCUCCAACAUACGUUACUAUGUAAAACAAAUAAAUAAUACUAUAUUCAUGUUUUUAAUAUAAAUGUAUAGGAAAAGAGGCUGUUGAAAAUCGAAGAUAUACAUAUUUCUUUUUUAAGAAAUUAAUGAUAGAAAUCAUAGAAAUAACUGUUUAAAAAAAAAUCGUUGAAAUUGUAUUUGAUGGGUUAAAUAAAUAAUACAUAAUUAUAAAACUUAUGAAAACUAGCACUGUAUAAACAUAAACAAAAUGACUUUUAUUAAAAAGCUUUAGUAUGUAAAAGUGGUUUUAUAAUUUUGGUUUUGUUUGUUAUUGUUACUAAAAAUAUUUGUAUAACAAAAAAUACACAAAUGCCAUGUUUUCGACUAAAAUCUAUACAAUAUAAAAACAAAUUACGUAGUAAUUGCAAUUUGCUGAUUUCGCAAAGCAAUAUCAUUUACUCAGUAUAAAAAGCAUAAAUGAAUAUAAACAGCUAUGCAAUUAAACAAUGUCACGUUCUUAUUUUAACACAGAAAAUAGGCAUUGCUAUACAUGGAUAACUCUAUAACAUUGAUGUGUUGGAAAGCCUGAUGCUGGAAUUAUAAUAACAAUUACUUAUAAAAAUAUAUGUAAUUUCAGUAGGCACAGUUUGCGUAAUACAAUUUUUUAAAUCGUUAUAAAAUCAUACAUAUACUGAAAUAGUUAUAUAUGUAACUGUGCGUUCAAUACAACUAAAAAGAAUGUUACAUAAAUCAAAAUGAAAGUAUUCGAAAUAAAAAAUUUAUAUUACUAAUUAAAAAUUAAUAUUAUUUCGUAAUUUUCGAUCAUAUGUAGGUUUUUAUAUGAUAUUCCAUAUUUUCUAUAUUCAUCAAUCUGUUUUAACAGACAGAUCGACAUUUAUCAUGUGUGAUCGGUGUGAUAACAUAAUAUUGAUUUGACAUAAAAACAAAUUUGUCUGAAAAAAUUAAUCUUUUCAAGUAUAAAUAAUACAUAAAAAAAUUUGUUGUAAAUAUAUUUUUUAAAAAGUUACGUAUUCUUAAUGAAUUUCAUUGUUUAAUAUAGUCUUUAUCUUUUUGUCUUUCGUACGUAUAAAUCUAAUACACUAUUUCAUUCAACCAAAGUUCAUACUGUAUAACACUAAAAAAUAGUUUUAUUUAAAAACUUGUGCAAUUUUGUGCUAUUUAAUCGAUUAGUUAAAUUAUAUUUUUUGUUUUUACACGAUUUUAAGGAUAAAUUUCCAAUUGUCAUAUUACAAAGUAUUAGAAAAUUUUCGGUACUAUCUUCAUAAAUUUAAUUAAAGAAAAAUAAAUUUAUACAAAAACAACUUUUUUAAAAAUUGAUUUACGCAAAAUAUCUUUUGAUUUAAUUACUUUCUUUUUCACAAACAAAUGUGCUUUAAUUAAUUAAUAUAUAAUAUGUUUCAAAUCAUAUAAAUGAAUUUUAUAAUUAUUCAACGGCAUUAACUUUGGUUAUCAUUUGCUAAUCAUAUCUCUCUCUUAUGAAUUAUAAAUAUACGAUCUAAUCUCGUACACUUUGAAAAUAUUACUUAUAAAGUAUUCUCAUAAAAUUAUUUUCGUCAUUGAAAUUUCAUACACACAAGGUAUAAUAUAUUACUGAUUGAAGAUAAUUCGAGAUAAAUUGAAAUUUGAAGAAAGCUUUUAAACCACUCCAUGAUAUGAACAGUUCAAAAAUAUAGAUACCUAAAUAUUGUUAUUAAUAUUCAAUAUGUACGAAGAAAUAAAUGUUAAGGAUAUUUCAGUAUGAUAUUUCAGUCAAAUAUUUUUAUAUAAUAUAACUAACAAAACAAUGACUAUAUCUUUCACAAACUACUAUAUUAAAAAGUAUCUGUUUCAUCAUGCUUUAUUACAUUUACUGGGAUCAUGCUAUAAUUAAAUAAUUGGAUUAACCGUAUCACAAUAUUUAUAUAAAAUUCCCGUAAGGUUUCGAAAUAUACAUCGAUCAAGAUAUUAACUAAUGAACGUGUAACAUCAUCCUGCUUGUGAAUCUAAUUUUUUCGACCAUUUUAAUUUUAGACUAUUUUACAUUUGUAGAGCAAGAAACGUAA
This is a messenger RNA of Heterotrigona itama, 5556 nucleotides long. Lineage: Eukaryota; Metazoa; Arthropoda; Insecta; Hymenoptera; Apidae. The record is from the annotation of a GenBank genome assembly.